AUGGAAAGACCAGCAGUCGGUCCAGAUCCCGGCCUCCUUUAUGUCAACUCGAAAAUCAUUCAGCCUGAUAAGCUAUCCAGUGAACAGUAUACCCAAUGGUAUGAGGAAACGCACAUUCCAGACAUCUUUCGAACGUCAGGGAUAGACGAGGCAUACCGCUGGCAAGCAUUAGACCCGGCGACCGAGCGACCCUAUCUGGCUUUGUACCCUUUGAAAGACAUUAGCUUUCUGCAGUCUCCAGAAUUCAAAGCAAUCCCCGUGGAAGAAGACAAACUUCCCGAUGAACGUCAAAUCUUCGACUUUGCGAAUUUUGACACCAGGUACUAUCAGUUCGCACAAUUGUACGAGUCCAAGACAUCGAACUCCAGUCCCCCAGAAAUCGUCAUCUCUGCAGGCUUCACACCAGCAGACGACGAAGAUUAUGAGAAUUGGUAUCAGCAAGAGCACCUCCAAGAAAUCUCUGGCAUCAGCACUUGGCGGAGGACUGAGAGAUACAAGCUUUUCUUCUCACGAGAGAAUCGCAAAGCUCCAGAGAAGCGAACAAUACCUCAUCCACCAAAGUAUCUCACGCUGCACUUCUUCGAUGGCGACUCGUGUCCAGAAGACGAACUUGCGAAGGCCAGUGAAAGCGAAUGGACUAAGAAGAACAUGUCGACCAUGAAAGAAGCGCAGGUCGCGGCGUUCAAGAGGUUGUCAUAUCACAAGAAGCAGUCAUAG
This is a messenger RNA of Zasmidium cellare ATCC 36951, 717 nucleotides long. RefSeq lists its product as uncharacterized. The transcript has 4 exons. Lineage: Eukaryota; Fungi; Ascomycota; Dothideomycetes; Mycosphaerellales; Mycosphaerellaceae. Bases 1 to 717 code for a protein of 238 amino acids. The record is from RefSeq and is a predicted model, not a curated record.